Molecule: messenger RNA, 2197 nt
Organism: Oncorhynchus kisutch (coho salmon)
Lineage: Eukaryota; Metazoa; Chordata; Actinopteri; Salmoniformes; Salmonidae
Exons: 7
Coding region: 889-2139 (416 amino acids)
Source: RefSeq, a predicted model, not a curated record
AACUAGUACUUGGAUUAUCAAUCAAUUUUUUCUCCAAUAUUACGGAACGCCAGAGGGUAGAUAACUAGCUAGCAAGAGAUUCCCACUAGAUAACACAGCCACAAAGUAGUAAUUGGCUAUAUCGUAAAAAUGUAUGAAAACCAAAAUACGCGUUUUGGUCUUAAUUUAAGGUUGGGCCAUUACAUCAGCAGUGUGGUUAGGUUUAAAAUCCGUUUAUAAGAAGAUGAAUUGUAGAAAUAUGCGGGCAAGCUUGCUAGCCCCAAAAUGUGUACAACUUCAAAGUUGCUCAACUGUUGCACAGGGGAUCAACUACUGCAUUUGAAGACACUGCCACCUGCUGACAUGUGCCUCAAAUGUGAUUAUCAAAGAGUCCUCAACAGCCAUUUGAGUUAGAUAGCUACAUAGAUUUGAUUUGACAGUUAUAAAUUACACCCAGGGGGAAGAUACCACCAGUCCGGUCCCUUACACGCCUUUCUUGUGACGUAUUAUGCGCGGCCAUAAAACGGUGACCUAUUGUGACGUAACCAAGCAUCAAUUCGCUACAUGAACUGUGUUCAUCUUUGAUAUCAACAGUACAAUCUCUUUCUUCAAUCAGCUUGUUUCAGCUAAUCUUUUGCCGCAUAGUCUGCCCUAGCUGACGCUGUGCAGAGAAUACUACGAUUGGAAACGGUUGGUUAGACCCGUUCGCACUGCACAAGGUGAUUUGGAGUUUAGAAUGUCUGGUAGGCUCUUACAUUCUUUGGGGAGGUCCCAAAUGGCACCCUGUAGUGUAGUACUUUUGACCUGUGCCCAGUGGGCUCAGAUCAAAAUAUGUGCACAAGUCAAAGUAAGUGCGCUAUAUAGGGAAUGGCGUGCCAUUUGUCUGUGUGUGUGUGUGUGUGUUAGGAUAUGUUUUGUGCCAAUCAAUUGAUGAAAAUGUAUCCCUCAGAAAACAAGAUGGAUCGUAGUGAUGAGAGAAUCAGAAGAGCUUUAAGGCGCCGCCCUUAUGUGUUGAAUCCAGUGAGGGUGAACUCCCCUGAUUCUGUGAUGUGGCCAACCGGUAAGGUGCACAGAAGACCAAGGCCUUCUGGAAGGGUGACUCGGCUGAUGGAGAGAAAUUAUGAUGGGGUGAUCUCAUCCUCCAACUCUGAUGACAUCUCUAUCUACUCCUUCACUGACUGUGAAUCUGAGAUUAUUGUGGCCAAGCCCAACAUCCUUCUCCCUGCCUCUGUGAGUGCCCUGAAGAAGGCAUCACGCCUGAUGGAGUUGGUCCCUACUGUCCGGCCCUGCAGGGAGCAGCUGGACAAGAAGACACAGUGGACCAACACCAACGAGGAGAGCCUGAGGAGGAUUAAAAAAAAACUGGCCUCCAUAGAGCUCGACCUGGAGGAAGGCCUGAACAAGGUCAACGACGGUCAGGACAUCAACCAAGAGAGGCAGAAGAAUGAGGGAUGCUUCAGAGCCUGGAUUGAGAAGUGGAUGGGGAAGAGGAAGGAGGAAAGACUGAGGGAUGAAGAUGUGAAUAGGGAAGAUAAAGGGAGGAUGGGCGAGGAAGUGAGGGCACUGAUCCAAGUGAUGAAGAGAAACUGCAGUGAAAGUGAUCUUGAGGCAGUAAACCUGGACAGUUGGCUGAAUGACUUGGAAAGGUUGAAAGUGGCCUUCAAGAAAUGCACUGGAGAGAUGGCCGAAAUGAGCCCAGGGAAAGUCUCUGGUCCUGUGUCUGGCCUCUCUCCUCUUGUGACCUCAGCACCCCGGACCCUGGCUGAAGCCCUACAAGCCCUGCCCUCUGCUGUGGCCCGUCCCUCCCAAAAGGAUGUCCCAAAGCCUCCGACACCUCCAAGCCCUGUCUCUGUCAUUGUUGCUUCGCCUGCUGUGGAGUACUUACCAUACCACCGCAGCCCUCGCCUGGCCCCAAUCACCAACCUGAGUGAGAACGGCAGGAAGCUGCUCCAGAAAAUGUCAGGAGUGACGCCACAGGAAAGGAAGGUCAAAAGGAAAAAGACCAAGGGAAAAAAGCAAGUGAAGAAAGAGAAGGCCAGUAAGAUGCAGCAGGUGGAAAAUGUUGGAGAAACUAAGGAGGACAAGAAAGAUGAAAAGAAGAGUCUGAGGAAGAGGUUUCUCCAGUGGCUGCUGCCCAAACUGAGAUGUUCGAAGAAAUAAUGGCCAACUACUACUACAACACACACACACACACACACACACACACACAUACUAUUGA